This is a messenger RNA of Poecile atricapillus (Black-capped chickadee), 3708 nucleotides long. RefSeq names its product coiled-coil domain-containing protein 171-like. NCBI's taxonomy places the organism in Eukaryota, Metazoa, Chordata, Aves, Passeriformes, Paridae. The transcript is spliced from 26 exons. The record is from RefSeq and is a predicted model, not a curated record.
AUGACUUCACCCUCUUCAGACAACAUCUCUUCCAGGGAAGCUAAUCGCUCAGAUAAUGAUAUACAAGAAUUCCAGUUACCUCAGGAUAGAAAUCCAUCAGAAAUGGACACUGUUGAAGAUUUGAGAAGGAAACUCCAUAAGCUUGAGAAAAAAAAUUUGGAAUUAACCAAUCAACGCAAUCAAGAUUUGUCUCGCUAUGAGAAAGAGAUAAUAAAAUUAAGGUUGGAACUUGAGAGAGGAGAGGCUCUUCGCCGACAUCUGGAGAGUGAAAUGUCAUUUGCUAGAAAAGAGGCUCAUAUACAGAUGUAUUCUGCAGAGGACGAGCUAUGUGAUGCAAAAGCCAAACUUUUGGAACUGCAAGUACUCAAUGACAAACAUCAGCAGAAAGCAGCAGAGGCUGAGAAAAUGUUUCAAAGUGCUCAGUGGCAGUGGGAAGAGGAACAACAAAGAUUUGCACUGGAGAGAGAUAACAUCCGCAGAGUAUACCUUGCUGAGAUGGAAUUCCUUAUUAAAGAAAAAAUGAAAACAGAAAGGGCUUGUCAGGAAACGAAUGCUGUCCUGAAAAACAUGCUCAGGAAGUUGAGGGAUAUAGAGGCAGAGCACCAUGGCUGCAGCAAGAUGCUGAGGCUCCAGGCCAACCAUCUGGAUUUCAAGGAAAAACGUCAGGAGAGGCUCAUCAGGGAACUGGAGGCAGCUACAGUGAAAACAAAGAAACUGGAGGAAAACGCUGAGGCAGCGAGACUAGCACAUAUGGAAUGUAAAUACACAACAGAAAUCAUGCAGUUAAGAAUUCAAGAACUUGAAGAUGCUUUGAAUGAAGAGCCAGGCGGCAGGAGAGAAGCUUUUUCAGUAGUAGCACAGAAAGAUUUCAGAGAGUCAGAAAAUGCACAUGAGAGAGGAAAAAAAGAUUUACAAAGAUACCCUUCAUCCUCAAAUGCCCAGUGGAGAGAGGGGGCUGAGGACAGGAAGGAAACUGAAGACACCUCUGGGAGAUUAGUGAAUGCUGCAACCAGCUUCAGCCUGCAUGAAGGCCCCAUGAGUGAGAUGCCCAUCCUCCUAAACUUAUACCAGAGAAUGGCAGAUAGCCAUGUGCUUGCCAAAAAGCCAAACGUUCCCCUGGAAGGAUUACCUUGGACAGAGUUUUGUGUACUCUUGUAUGAGAAUGUUGAAGCCCUGAUCUUGAAUUUCCACAAGGCAAAUGAGAGGAUAUCUCACCUAGAAUAUAUUUGCAAGCACAAGACUGACACUAUGAAUGACCUUCAGCAGAACCAGGAGGAAGCUUUGGAGAAAAUGUCUGAACAGUUAAAAGCACAGGCACAUUGCUUGCAGAAAGAAAAGCAGUAUCUUGAACAGCAGUACUCAAAUCUCCUUGCAGAAGUUCAUGCAAGAGCACAGGAAUGUGAAGAAACGGCUCAGAAAAACAGGCAAAAACUGUAUGGCCUUGAACAAAUGUGCGAGAAACUGGCCCAUGAAAACAAUUCUGUGAAAAAUACAUUAUCAAAUGUUUACAAGGAUCGCUCAUCUCUGCUGGCAGCCUGUGCACUGCUGUCAGGGGCCCUGUGUCCUCUCUAUGGCAGACAGUGUGCUAUGUCUUUCCAAAGAGACCUUCUCCUGGACCAGGUGAACCUCCGUGAAUUAGUGAACCAGGAGAUCAGAACCCUCCUUAAUGCUCUCCCUACGAAUGUGGAAAACAAUCAAGACGAAGCAAGGCUGAGGCAGAGAAGAGCCAAACACCUGGUUUAUGUGUUCCGAAGAGCUGUGAUUGCAGUUCUGGCCUCUAACAGGCUUAGAACUCUGGCCCAAAAUUCUUGCUCCUUUUUUGUCUGGACAGAUGGCUCAAGAGGAAGCCUUGGAAUUCAAGUUUGUGUGGGAGAAUCCAGAGGCAGGCAUCAUGGGGCACGUUUUGAAGAGGAAGGAGUUGACUGUAUUGAAGCACUUGAUUGGUUGACUAGCUCUAACCUCUAUGCUGCAAUAAUCAGUUCCCUCUCUGAAGUGCAGGGUAUUCUCAGCAAACCAGAUCCAAACUCCUGGCUUUCUGGACACUCACUCAUCAGUGCAGCCAGGAACUCCUUUACAAAACUGAUGGACAAUCUGAGUGUAUUGAUGGAGGCAGUUCAAGGGAACCCUUGUGGGUGCAGAGCUUACCUGGAGAGGGACUCCCUGAUACAGAAGCUGGCUUGUGGACUUCACAGAGUAAAUGCCCAGGCCCUGGAAGCUGGAUUGUAUGACAGACUGCCCAGCACAAGAAACAUAGCAAUCUUGCAGCAAGAAGUAUUUGAAUUAUCACGGAGGCUUCAUACAGCAGAGGUAGAGUCCCACUCACUGCACCUACAGCUUGCAGAAUUCAAAUGGACUUUCAAUGAGAUGCAGAAGGAUGCUGAAAAAGCCCACAGACUUCAAGAGCAAUUAAAUGCACUUCAACAUAAAAUAAUCACCCAAGACAAUAUACAUGACGAACUGGAUAAAGCUUUGCAGCGUGAGCAUGAGGCAAGAUUGCUUUUACAAGAACACCAGCGACGGAUUCAGGAGUUAAGUAAUAGACUAGAAUUGCACACAUGUGCAGACCCAGAUAGAACAGCUCUGCUUUCUGACUGCUGACAGAGCCUCCAUGGUGCAACAGAGGAGCUAAGGAGAAGAGACCAAGUUCUGAAUCACCAGAAGAAUCUCCUGAAAGACAUGGAGCAGGACCAGCAGCGGCUGCAUGAGACUCUCCAGGAGGCAGAACAUGCCCUCCAACAAGCAGCAAAAGACAAAGAGUUGAUGAUUAAUCAUAUGAAAGCUGUUGAUGCCACCCUGAAUGCGAUCAGAGAUCAGGUUGUGGCAUCAGGUGCUGCAGCAGCCGCGCUACUCCCCAGCCUGAAGCUUGAGACCCUUUCAGAGGAAGCAAUGAGCAGCAGGCCAGAGGCUACGGCAUUCCAGAAUGUGCUCGUAAGUUUUAUGGAGCUCUACUCACUGGCAUCUGCCAGAGUUGAAGCAUUAACAACAGGAAGAGAAUCUUCAGGGGUUCACUUUGAACCUGAAGCAGCUGUUACGCCUUCUGCUCCUGCUUCUAAAGAAUCGUUACAGGUUCGCUUUGAACCUGAAGCAGCCACUACACCUCCUGCUCCUGCUCCUACUCCUGCUCCUGAUGAAUCUUUUUGGCAUCGUAUUGGCCGCCAACUAGCCAAAACACCUCCUGCUCAUGCUCGUGACAGCGAUGAAUCCUUUCGGCCUCACUUUGUGCCCAAAGGAGCUGCUGCACCUCGUGGUCCUGAAAGUGAUGAUAUUUUUCAACCUCGUGUUUCACCCCAAGCAACCGUUACACCUCCUGCUCCUGCUACUCCUGCUCCUACACGGGCUCCUGACGAUAUUUUUCAACCUCGUGUUUCACCCCAAGCAACCGUUACACCUCCUGCUCCUGCUACUCCUGCUCCUACACGGGCUCCUGACGAUAUUUUUCAACCUCGUGUUUCACCCCAAACAAGUGUUAUACCUCCUGCUCCUGCUACUCCUGCUCCUACUCUGGCUCCUGAUGCCUUUAUUCGAAUCAGCUUUGGGUGGGGGCCCUACGGGUCGCGCGCACACCGCCGGCACUCCCUGAAGCGACUCGGAGGAGGAGGAAUGCGGCUCUGCCUACGGGGUGCAAUGCAGGCCAAGCCGGGAUCUCCAUCCUCGCGGGUAAACCCAGAGUCCCCUUUUGGCUCAAAAGUCCAGGGGUGUCACCUCUAG